This is a messenger RNA of Naegleria gruberi, 1739 nucleotides long. RefSeq lists its product as uncharacterized. Lineage: Eukaryota; Heterolobosea; Eutetramitea; Acrasida; Naegleriidae. The record is from RefSeq and is a predicted model, not a curated record. The coding region runs from base 25 to 1704 and encodes 559 amino acids. The transcript has a single exon.
CAAAUUUUCUUUUACUAAUUACUAAUGCUUACAAACAAAAGCAAAAAAACAACAAUUAGAAAAGGUACAAAAGCAACUGCUCCUCCUGCUUCUUAUCAUCAUCGUGAUGCUGUCAUUCUAAUUCUCUCCGAUCAUCAUUCCAAUAUUAAUAAUCAUCAUCAUGAUCAUCUUCAUCAUUUAUAUUUAAAAUUAAAAUCAAAAUUUGAAAAUCAACAGAAAGGAAGAGUCAAGUGGUUUCAACGAAUUCAUCUCCGAUUGGAUCGUAAGAAGGAAUUUAAAACAAAUAAUGAUUUUAUUCCGAUUGAGUUUAUGAAGCACAGAGAUUGUGUAAUUGAUUAUAUGAGGAAUUUGGUCAAGUUAUCGAUAGAGACAAUUAUUCAGAUAUUACCUCGAGAGGUUUUGAGAGAUGCUUUGGUGAUGAGAGCAAUUAUGAGGAAGAUUUAUAAUCCCAGUUUGAAAGAUUAUGGACAAUUGAGAAGUGUUGAGGGAUUUGAAAAGUAUUUGAAUGAUAUUGCAAAUGAAAAGGGAAAAUUGAGUGGAAUUAUGCACAAUAAGUAUGGAGAGGAGGAUAUUGCAUUUGUUUUGGAUUUGUUUAAUAGAGGAGAGUUUAGUGUGAAGGAAUGGACAGAUACAAGGUAUUUGGAUCAAAUUUUAAAGAAUUAUGGAUCGAAUCCUGAUGUACUUACAGAAAUUGUAAAGGUUUAUGGAAAAGGUUUGCAAUAUGCAUCUGUUGAAUUGAAAAAUAAUAAGAAAAUUGUCAACUUGGCAAUUAAUCAGAAUCCAGAUGCACUCGAGUUUGCAAGCCAAGAACUGAAGGGGGAUUUGAGAGUGGUAACAAGGGCAAUUACUAGAAAAGGAACUUCUCUCAAUUAUGCUUCGAAAGAAAUUAAAGAUAACAAGGAAAUUGUAUUGUUGGCCUUGGAGAAUGACAAUCAAGCAUAUCAUUAUGCAUCUUACAGAUUGAAAACAGAUGUAGAUAUUUUGGUUAAGGCAAAAAUGUAUGCUUAUGCUCAUCCAGAUCUGUUAAAUGAUAAAAAUUUGGCAUUGACAGCUGUCAGAGACAAUCCACUGCAUUUACACUUGAUGAAAAUAUUGCAAGAUGAUAGAGAGGUGGUUUUGGAACUUGUCAAACAGAACGGAUGUUGCUAUCAGUUUGUUUCUCCACGUUUAACGAGAGACAGUGAAAUUAUUAUGGCAGCUGUCAAGCAAAAUGGUUCUGUUGCAUUGUUUGUUCCAAAAGACAUGCCCAACUUUUUGGAAAGUCCACCAGAUGCUGAGCCACCAGCACUAUUACUAUCCAAUAGAAAUUUUGCUUUAGAGGCUGUAAGAAGUGGCUUGUCUUUAUCAGAUCUACGUGCUUUGUAUCCAGGUCAAUUGGAUAAAGAGCUAGCAAUUGAGGGACUAAUUCGUAAGGGCUCUGACUAUUCAAUGUUGCGUAACUUAUUUCCAUCUGAUCGAGAUGUAUUGAUUGCAGCUAUAAGGGGUGGUUUAAAUAAUUACUAUGGUGAGAUAGAUAAAGAGCUUGCCAUGGAGUUUGUCAAGAAGACAGGAAAUAAUAUCAACAUACUCUCUAUGAAAUUGAGAACAGAUCCAGAGAUUCAAAGAGCAGCCUCUAUAUCUGAUGGAUUCUUUACUAUUUAUUCAGAAAGAUUAUUUCUUGAAAGGUGUGAACACGAAUAUUCAGCCAUUCUGCUCAUGCACUAAUAUCAAGGUUAUUAAAUCAUAAACUCUUCCUUAAU